Molecule: messenger RNA, 1826 nt
Organism: Grammomys surdaster
Lineage: Eukaryota; Metazoa; Chordata; Mammalia; Rodentia; Muridae
Product: zinc finger protein 58-like
Exons: 4
Coding region: 81-1424 (447 amino acids)
Biological process (GO): regulation of transcription by RNA polymerase II
Molecular function (GO): DNA-binding transcription factor activity; RNA polymerase II cis-regulatory region sequence-specific DNA binding
Source: RefSeq, a predicted model, not a curated record
CUUUUAGUAAGCAUGUGCGGCUCUUAUCCAAAGCUGGGCCAGACUCUGGUCCUGUUAGGCUCUCCCGUUGGAUCUCUGACAUGGAGGAAAUGCUGUCCUUCAGGGACGUGGCCAUUGAUUUCUCUCCAGAAGAGAAAGAAUGCCUGGAGCCUGCUCAGUGGAAUCUGUACAGGGACGUGAUGCUGGAGAAUUACAGCAACCUUGUGUUCCUGGGUCUUGCUGUCGCUAAGCCAUACUUGGUAACGUUUCUGGAGCAAAAUCAAGGGUCUUUGGAUGUGAAGAGACAAGCAUCAGCCUCCAGUCCUCCAGGAACAACAAGCAAUGAAUUUAACAAUCACAGCGAGGCCAUUGACCACAGCUCUCUAAGUAUUCAAUGCCAGAGGAUUCACACAGGAGAGGAACCUCACUACUUUGAAGAAUGUGGUAAGGCCCUUAGUUCUCAGGCAGCACUUUCUACACACCAGAGACGUUAUAUUGGAGACAAACCCUACAAGUGCAAAGAAUGUCAUAAGACACUUAGCAGUCGUUCAUCGCUUUUGAUACACCAGAAAUAUCAUACUGAUGAGAAAACCUACAAGUGUGAAAAGUGUGGCAAAGGGUUUUUCCGUUCCUCAGAUCUUCAGCAUCACCAAAAAAUUCAUACUGGAGAGAAGCCAUACAAAUGUGAAGACUGUCACAAAGCCUUUCUUCAUCACUCAUAUCUUAGGAAACACCAGGCAGUUCAUACUGGAGAGAAACCCUACAAGUGUGAAGAAUGUGGAAAUUCAUUUUACUAUCCUGCAAUGCUGAAGCAACAUCAAAGAAUUCAUUCUGGAGAGAAACCUGACAAGUGUGAAGAGUGUGGAAAAGUCUUUUCUUCUGCUUUCUUCCUUAACCAACAUAAAGGAAUUGAUUCCGGAGAGAAAAGGUACAAAUGUCAAGAAUGUGGCAAAUCUUUUUGCUAUCGUUCAUAUCUUAGGGAACAUUACAGAAUGCAUUCUGGAGAGUAUCCCUACAAGUGUGAAGAAUGUGGCAAAGGGUUUUCCCGUUCUUCAAAGCUUCAGGAACAUCAAACAAUUCAUACUGGAGUCAAACCAUACAAUUGUGAAGAAUGUGGCAAAUGUUUUUCAUCUCUUACAUCCCUUAAAAGACAUCAGAUCAUCCAUUCUGAAGACACUCCCCAUGAGUGUGUAGAAUGUGGCAAAAGGUUUUCUAGUUCUUCCCGCCUUCAGGAGCAUCAGAAAGUUCAUACUGAAGAGAAACCAUACAAGUGUGAGGAGUGUCACAAAGCCUUUCUUUACCACUCGUUUCUUAGGAGACACCAGGCAGUUCAUACUAGAGAGAAACCUUACAAGUGUGAGGAGUGUGGGAAAUGUUUUUCUUCCUUUACAUCGCUUAAAAGACAUCAAAUCCAUUCUGUAGACACUUCCCAUGAGUGUGUAUAAUGUGGCAAAAAAUUUUCUAGUUCUUCCCACCUACAGGAACAUCUAGAAAUUCAUACUGGAGAGAAACCAUACAAGUGUGAAGAAUGUCACAGAGCCUUAUUUCUUAGGAGACGCCAGGCAGUUCAUACUGGUGAGAAACCCUACAAGUGUGAUCAUUGUGGGAAAUGUUUGUCCUCUUCUUCUUCAACCCUUAAAAGACAUCAAAUAAUUCAUUAUGAAGACAGUCUCUGCAAGUGUGUAGAAUGUUUAAAGCCCUUUGUACUGUCAACCCUUUGUUUGUUUGUUUGUUUGUUUGUUUGUCUGUUUGUUUUUGUUUUUUACAAAGGAGCCUGUUUAAGAUGCAAGUGCAAUGCAAUUAUUGCAUAUAAAAUAUUAAUCAUAUAUUUGAUUUUUAUACUUCAG